ACCUCGGCGGGCUGCCCCCGCCCGGCCUCCCCUCCCCUCCCCGCCCGGCCUCCGCGCCCGCCGCCGGGGCAGAGCCUCCGCUGCCGGGAUUCGCGGCGGCUUUUGGCGAAGAGCGGAGGAGGGGGGGGGGGGGGGAGAGAGAGAGAGAGAGGCACAAAAGGGAAGGACGGAGGGAAAGUCCCUCCCACGCCCCCCUCCCCCAAGUUUAUGAUGGGGGUCCGGAGGAGCAGCUCCGCUCCGCAGCAACCGCUCGCCUGCUGAAAACUUGCUGCUCCGCUUUUUGGGGUUGCUGAGCUGGAAGAUGCACGCCUAAGAUGGAAACUUCUGCUUCAACUGCUGCUGGGAAAAAAGAAGGAAAAGGUGCAGUUCUGGAGGGGAAUGGCUUUACGGAGACGGGGAAGAAACCCACUCCUUUAGCAGCUGCAGGAGCAGCAGUGGCACAAGGAGUGCCGCAGCACAUUUUUCCAGCCUUCCACGCUCCUUUGCCAAUUGACAUGCGCCACCAGGAAGGACGAUACCAUUACGAACCUCACUCUAUCCACGCUAUCCACGGGCCUCCUCCCCUGAGCGGCAGCCCCGUCAUCUCCGACAUCUCCCUCAUCCGCCUGUCUCCGCACCCCACCGGGCCCGGCGAGUCGCCCUUCAGCCCGCCGCAUCCCUACGUGACGCCCCACAUGGAGCACUACCUCCGCUCCGUCCACGGCAGCCCCACGCUCUCCGUCAUCUCCGCUGCCAGGGGCCUCAGCCCCGCCGACGUGGCUCACGAGCAUCUGAAGGAGAGAGGCCUCUUUGGGCUGCCCCCGCCACCACCAGGAGCCAACCCCACGGACUACUACCACCAAAUGACGCUGAUGGCCGGCCACCCCAACCCCUAUGGGGACAUCCUGAUGCAGAGCGGGGGAGCAGCCAGCACGGCACACCUCCAUGAGUACCUCAGCCCCGUCGACGUGUCCCGGUUUUCAAGCCCACGGGUGACUCCGAGAUUAAGCCGAAAAAGAGCCCUGUCUAUCUCCCCGCUGUCUGAUGCCAGCAUUGAUCUCCAGACGAUGAUCAGGACCUCCCCAAACUCCCUCGUGGCAUACAUUAACAACUCCAGAAGCAGCUCUGCAGCGAGCGGCUCCUAUGGCCAUUUAUCUGCUGGGACGAUAAGCCCCGCGUUCAGCUUCCCCCACCCCAUCAACCCCGUGACGUACCAGCAGAUCUUGACCCAGCAGCGAGGCCUGAGCUCAGCCUUCGGGCACACUCCUCCCCUGAUCCAGCCGUCUCCCACCUUUCCCCCUCGGCAGCACAUGGCUGUCAUCUCCGUCAACCCGCCUGCGGCACAGAUCAGCAGCAACAGCAACUGCAUCUCCGACUCCAGUCAGAGCAAGCAGAGCAGUGAAUCGGCCGUGAGCAGCACCGUCAACCCAGUAAUUAACAAGCGCAGCAAAGUCAAGACCGAAGUUGAGGGCUUGCCUCCAGCAUCCCCGACCACGCAGGAGCAUCUGACAGACCUGAAAGAAGAUCUAGAUAAGGAUGAAUGUAAACAGGAGCCUGAGGUUAUUUAUGAGACAAACUGUCACUGGGAAGGGUGCACAAAGGAAUAUGACACUCAAGAGCAGCUCGUCCAUCACAUCAACAACGAUCACAUCCACGGGGAGAAGAAGGAGUUUGUCUGCCGCUGGCAGGACUGCACGCGGGAGCAGAAGCCCUUCAAGGCUCAGUACAUGCUGGUGGUGCACAUGCGAAGGCACACCGGGGAGAAGCCGCACAAGUGCACGUUUGAGGGUUGCUCCAAAGCCUAUUCCCGCCUGGAGAACUUAAAGACACACCUGAGAUCCCACACUGGAGAAAAACCCUACGUCUGUGAACAUGAAGGCUGCAAUAAAGCCUUUUCCAAUGCCUCAGAUAGAGCCAAGCACCAGAACAGGACACAUUCCAAUGAGAAACCCUACGUCUGUAAAAUCCCUGGCUGCACAAAGAGGUACACAGACCCUAGUUCCCUCAGGAAACACGUCAAGACCGUACAUGGGCCUGAUGCCCACGUCACGAAGAAGCAGCGCAAUGACGUUCACCCAAGGCCACCUCCUCUCAAGGAAAAUGGGGACAAUGAGGCAAGCGCCAAGCAAAGCAGCAAGGUUUCAGAGGAGAGCCCCGAGGCCAACAGCACCACGAGGAGCAUGGAGGAUUGCUUACAAGUCAAAACGAUAAAAACAGAGAAUUCUGUGAUGUGUCAGUCCAGUCCUGGUGGCCAGUCGUCAUGCAGCAGUGAACCGUCGCCCCUUGGCAGCACCAACAACAAUGACAGUGGAGUAGAAAUGAACAUGCACAGCGGGGGAAGUCUGGGAGAUCUGACGGCGUUGGAUGACAACGCUCCUGUUGUGGACUCAACGGUCUCAUCUGGUAAUUCGACAGUCAGCCUGCAGCUAAGGAAACACAUGACGACGAUGCAACGACUUGAACAGCUCAAGAAAGAGAAACUCAAGACAGUUAAGGAUUCCUGCUCAUGGGUGAGCCCAGCUCCACAAGCCAGAAACACCAAGCUGCCUCCCAUCUCAGGAAACGGCUCUGUUCUAGAAAAUAGCGGUGGUUCUUCUGCUACACUGCCUAAUCCAAGAAUAAUGGAGCUGUCUGUCAAUGAGGUUACGAUGCUGAACCAACUCAAUGAGCGCCGUGAUAGUACGACAAGCACCAUCAGCUCUGCCUACACUGUGAGCCGCAGAUCAUCAGGGAUUUCCCCGUACUUCUCCAGCCGCCGCUCCAGUGAGGCUUCGCAGCUCGGGCACCGUCCCAAUAACACGAGCUCUGCCGACUCCUAUGACCCGAUUUCAACUGACGCUUCCCGUCGGUCAAGCGAGGCGAGCCAGUGCAGCGGGAUGCCGGGUCUGCUAAACCUCACGCCAGCUCAGCACUACAGGCUGAAAGCCAAGUACGCUGCUGCUACAGGGGGCCCUCCUCCAACUCCCCUGCCGAACAUGGAGAGGAUGACCCUGAAGAACAGGAUCUCACUAAUGGACGGGCCAGAGCCCACCUUGCCCUCUAUCCGCCUCCCACCAGGCCCCAGGCGUUGCAGCGAUGGCAACACCUAUGGCUACACAUCGGCCACAGCAUUUCCCCAUGAGGUGCCAGGCAACUGCACAAGACGGGCGAGUGACCCAGUGAGGAGACCUGCUGGGGACCCUCAGGCCCUCCCGCGAGUUCAACGCUUCAACAGCACCAACAGCAUGAACCCCUUCCAUCCUCCACACCCCGCAGACAGGAGGAAUUUCAGCCUCCAGAGCUACGGGCGCCCCGAUGGGAGCCUCCCCCGGCACACCUAUUCACCCCGGCCGCUGAGCAUCAGCGAAAACAUCGCCAUGGAAGCCAUGUCUGGGGAGGCGGAGGCACCUGUUGGAGACGACGACAUUAUGCUGCCAGAUGACGUGGUGCAGUACAUCAAGUCUCAGAACAACGGGACGGCGGCUGAGAGCACUUCCAUGGGCUACGGCAACGAGAUGCAGAACUUCCAGGGAGGUGGGAAGCUGCAGCCCCCGGCCUUUCCUGGCCAGCGCAGGAUGGCGGUGGCUGAGGCGAGCAUGAGCCAUUUGGGGCCCAUGAUGGCAGAGUGUCCCAUGAGCUUUGACGCUUCUUCAGACAUGAAUAAAAAUAACAUGCCUGUCCAGUGGAAUGAAGUCAGCUCGGGUACGGUUGAUAUGAUGUCCAAUCAGUUGAAGCAGCAGUUUUCGCAAGGGAACUUAGCAGUGGUGCAGCAGAAGCAGAACUUUGGUCAGUACCAGAACUACAACCAGCAGCAGAUGCAGCUACCAGAGAACAGUAUGAAUGUAUCACAGCAGAGCUUUAUGCAAAGAAAUGUGGGCAUGGACGGUCAGAGGCUAAACUGUAUGCAGCUGCGGCAGCAGCCGAUGAGCCUAGGCCCCGGUAUAAACCCUGAUCUGGGCUCGCACACAGGGUAUAACCAACCUCAUCAGAUGCUGAGCCCCAGUGCAAUCAGCAGCAACCCAAAUCAGAUCUCUCCUUCUUGUAGCAGCAUGGCAGCAAAGCCCGGACCCCACCUCCACCCUCAGCAAAUGGACAUGGCAACCGACCCUUCGUUAAUGGUCAGCAGCAACAGCGAGCGCACAAUGCUGAACCAGGUCAUGCACGAACCGAGUCAGCAGAACUACUCAUCUCAGCAGACCCACCUGAACUUCCCCAUGGCUCAAGAGGCCUUCCACCAGCCCAUCAUGCCCUCCAACCAGACCAGCUACGAGCCCCAGCAGAGCAUGAUGGGCUCAGCGGCACAGCCGUAUGCAGCCGGCAUGGUCCAGCCUCGUCCCCCACCCGAGCCAAGCCCAGGCAGCAGAGCCCGCGGCCUCCGCACCGUGCAGCAGCUGGGCUACAUGAGAACUCCCCACCCUCCAAACACCAUGAGCCCGGGCCAGGAGGCGGCAGAGGCUGUGCACAAAAGAACUGGCGACAUGUUGCCCGCGCUGGCCCAGCAGUGUGCGGAUGGCACGAGGGAAAACAAUUUGAUGUACUAUUACGGCCAGAUCCACAUGUAUGAACAAAACAGCAGCUUUGAUAAUCAGGCGGACUGCAGGGUCAGACAGCAGCAGUGCGCGCUGAACGGCAAGCCGGCUGCGCUGCCUUCCCCAGGCGCGAACCAGGUGUCCAGCACGGUGGACUCGCAAGGUCUUGAGCCACCCCAAAUAGAUUUUGAUGCCAUCAUGGACGAUGGGGACCACUCGAGCCUGAUGUCAGGAACCCUGAGCCCCAGCAUCCUGCAGAACCUCUCCCAGAACUCCUCUCGCCUGACGACUCCACGAAACUCUCUGACAAUGCCCACCAUUCCCACGGGAAUAAGCAAUAUGGCAAUAGGCGAUAUGAGCUCCAUGCUGACCACGCUGGCGGAAGAGAGUAAAUUUCUCAACAUGAUGUCCUAACAGUAAAGCACAAGGCCUGAGCGCUAUCCAAGGGGUCUGUGUGAAGCAGUUUUAUGAAUGUGCUUUUGAAAAAUAAUCUGUUUCAAUAGAGUAGAUUUUUUUUGAUAAGUAUUAAAUACAUUAAAGGGAUUCAAAGUAAAAUAAUUUUUAAAGUCUGUACAGAGUUAUGUAAACUACAUCCAGGCAGUUCAGCACCACAAGGGUGCACCUCUAGUAUUAUUUUUGGCUUGGUUUCCCAGAGCACUGAACAGUAUUGCCACCAAGCUAGGAGACUGCAUGAGCAUGGCUCAAGACGAAACCCUCCCUCCUUGGCAGCCCUGUAGAUAGCGCUCCCUGUCAUUUUCCAUUUGCAAAAAUUCAAUUUUCAACCCGCCCCAAAAAGAAACAGGAGGACGUGGGUUUGAUCAGAAUAAAAGCCAUACUAUGUACUCUGCUCUCAUGAGAGCGGUGUUUAGUUAAGUCUCCAAACAAGCCCUCUGGCAGCAGUAUUGUUUUAUACCAUAAAUACCUUUGUACCUUGCAAAGAGCAUCGAUUCCAAAUGGCUUCUCAGCAAAGUGCCUUACCAUGCUUUCAUGUUAAAUAGCCAAGGCCUCUCUUCCUUUAAAAAUCAAAUAUAGUGUAUUGCCAGAAGCGUAUAUAAAAUGUACAUUUAUAAAAACAUAGUGGUGUUUCUGAGAAAACAUUGGAAAGACACAUUGAUGAGACACUUGAAAGCUGAAUGCACACUUUGAUCAGAUGUGUUUACAACGCGGUUUAUAUCAAGUGCAGAGUGGAGCACAGGCCUGGGAACAGCAAUCACUGGGAAAUAAUCCCCCGUGGCAGGACGGCUGCAGUGUGCAGAGUGACACACGUGCAUACCUGUGCGCCCUCUGAGCGGCAGCGGCGCGGCACGGGGACUGUCUGCGGGGGCCCUGAAUAUCUUUUUAAUGUCAGAUUUCUGAAGUAUGCAUUACCAUAUCCCUCUGCAGCUUUGCAACAGCUUCGCUUUCUUUUGGGUUUUCCAAGCUAAGGUGCUUGUAUAGAAAAGUGAUAGCGAUGGAGAGUGGUUUUGAUUGUUUCAGCCCAGUCUGCACUGUGGCAGCGCUGUGGGAGCUGGUUUGUCUGGCCAGGGUUCACUUACUGCAUGCAGGGUUCUGCCCGGGCUCCAUGUACACACCUGGCACGUGACUGCACUAACGGGAGGCCAAGCAUGAGCUAAUAAACCCUGCCCGGCAAGGAGGCUUGUUGGCAGGGACCCAGUGCUGCAUUAAUGUGUCCCACCACUUUGGUCAGUAUGAAAAGAGCUGCUAUAUCCAAAAAGUAUACCCUGGACAACCCACAAACUGCUCUUUGUACCCAGGCUGGUUCAGUUCAGUGCUGCACCUGCAGUCUGCAGUGUAGGCAAGCAUCUGGAUAGUCUCAAAACAGGUAUUUGAAUCAAAAUAGUGGCUCUGUCUGUGAGUAUCCUGCAAAACAUACUUGGGAAAGAGAUGGGAGGAGCAGGGCCUCCCAAAGCCAAAUCCUCCACCAAAAUACAACUGCUUAUAGUAACGAUAAGCUGUUUCCAAGGCCAGGCUCACCUGGCACUGAAGUCAAUCCUAGUUGCAUUAUUUAUUUUGUUGUCAUUAGACAGAAGGGUAGAAGUGGUGGGGUGCAUGUACUUGAGCAGGAAGACUUGUUUAACUUCUGACUGCUCUCACAGCACCGAAUACUUUGUGCUCUGUUUGUUGAAGGAAAGGGAAAAAGUGUGACAUCCUCCCCAGGUUCUCACAGCUUGACCAAACACAUCUUCAGGGCCUCGGCCUCUCCUUCCCAUCUCCCCUCUCCUCUCCACACUGAUGCGAUGUUCUCACUUGCAUCUGACUCUGUCUCCUGUGUUGGAUAGGGGCAGCUCUGCAGCGGUGCUCUUUGGUGUCCUAACGUCCCUGCUUUCCUUUUGCACAAGCUGUUGUGUCAGGCUCACUGACCAGGAGCUGCUGUGAAAUGCCACGUGUUACCUCCAGGCAAACUAAGCAGUAUUUCAUACCCCAGCAGCCACGGUUGGCAGUGCUGGGUUGGCUCAGCUGGCGCAGGGAGGCACUGCUCAGCAUCCUGCGAUCUCACCCGUCCUCAUCCCAAAUGCAAAGGGUGUGCGCAGGAUGCUCUCACCCCUGGCCUUCACACCUCGAGCCCCCGUGACUCCACUGAUGUCCUGGGGCCGUGAGGACAGGAAGGCAAAGCAAGGUGCCUGGCUGUUUAUUUGUGUCUCCCAUGAAAGGUGUAUGUAAAGGGAUUGUUUUAUAGUCCGCUGUACAUAUUCUCCUGCAGUUACUGACCUUGCCCUUGCCUUUGCAUUUAUGAAAAGAGGGCAGUACGUAUUUUAGGAUGUUGUAUGUUUUCCUGGACGCUUGGAGUGCAACUGGGCAUCCCUUGUGCUGAGAUGGAUCAGGCCUUUGUGUGUCCUUUGACUGCUAAUAUGAUGUUUUCAACAGCUGCACAGGGCAAUGGUGGCUACUGAGUCCCUCUUCACAGAUAACUCAUUUGCAAAAGAUCAAACGCAAAAGCAAAACCAAAUCUCCAAUGACUUGAGAUUUCUCAGACUUUCCAGUGGUGGUCUUCCUUCAUUUACUGAAAUAGUAUUAUAAUAACCAUUCCAGCACUGUAUAUAUUAUGUAUAGAAGACAUAAGACAUAAUAAGAAGACAUUACUAAAAGUACGGUAGGUGAAUUGUUCUGUCAAAUUUAUAUCUUAAGAACAUUUUUAGCUGUUUUCUACAUCAUAAGAACAGAGGUAACAUGCUGAAACUGUAUAUAAACCUUUUGUACAUUAAAAAGUAAUUUUUUUCAUAA
Oxyura jamaicensis (ruddy duck) is the source of this 7709-nucleotide messenger RNA. It is a transcript of the gene GLI2, whose product is annotated as GLI family zinc finger 2. Gene Ontology annotation, molecular function: RNA polymerase II cis-regulatory region sequence-specific DNA binding; DNA-binding transcription factor activity, RNA polymerase II-specific. The transcript is spliced from 14 exons. Gene Ontology annotation, biological process: regulation of transcription by RNA polymerase II; smoothened signaling pathway. Gene Ontology annotation, cellular component: nucleus. The record is from RefSeq and is a predicted model, not a curated record. NCBI's taxonomy places the organism in Eukaryota, Metazoa, Chordata, Aves, Anseriformes, Anatidae. The coding region runs from base 315 to 4901 and encodes 1528 amino acids.